AUGGGCUCCACCCAGUCCGCGCAAGCAGCUGAAGAUGAUGAAGAAGAAAGCGAAGAAGAAGAAGAGAAAGACGACGAAGAUGAUGACGAAGAAGAAGGAGAGCUGGAACAGCCUAAUGCGAGAGAAAUCAUUGACAGUAACAAUAAUUUAGUUAAGAAGGUUCUACAACAGGAGCCAGAGAUGCUGCCCUGUUACGCAUCAGCAUCGCCUCUCUCUCCUCAGCUCUCAUCUUUAGGCACCCCAAGGCUCGGCCCUUCUAUCAAGGUGUGGGACCCUUACAAUGUCCUCGCACCGCCACCGCCUCUGCCUCUUUUCUCCUCCGAUGAUGACGUUGGCGUUUUGGAGGUGUUUUUGAUAAGUCAUGGAGAGUGCGAGCUCAAUUUGAGGCCUGAUUUAGUCGGUGGGAGGUGCCACGUGGCUGCUCUGACUCCCAAAGGCCAGCGGCAAGCUAGGGCUCUUGCUGUCUUCUUCAACUCUGAAGGGAUCAGCUUCCAUUCCGUUUAUUCGUCGCCCUUGAAUCGUGCUAGAUCAAUGGCUGUCUCUGUUUGCCAGGAAAUGAAUUUCGUGGAGGAACAAAUACAAUCCUCGGAUGCCCUCAUGGAGAUGAGUCUGGGGCAUUGGGAGGGUUGCCCCCGUUCAGAAAUAUAUACACCUGAAGUUCAGAGCCUGCUUGAAAAUUUUCAGCCUGACUUUUGUGCACCAUCUGGAGAAUCACUUAGGCAAGUGGAAUUUAGGAUGGUUCAGUUCCUAAAUGGGACGGUCCUCGGACUGCCUGAAAAGCUGAGAUCAGAUUUCUCGUUGCACAAUCAGAAUGAGAGCCAAGGAUUUUCUCAUGAUAGAGAUGGCCCUUCUCUGCCACCACCUUCACAUUGGGAUAUGCAGCAUAUGCUUCAUAGGCACCGACAGGGCCUCACAAGGAAAAAGUCUGGUAAGAGCAGGCUACAAGUUGUGACUACUACUGGCAAUCACGAGGGUGAGGAUGAGAUCUCUCUUAGGGAAGCCAGCCACCAACAUGCUCUCCAUGAUUUGAAUAUCAGAAACUCAUCCUCCUCCGUCUCUUCAUGUGUGGGUGUUUUCACGCAUUCAAUUCCCAUUAAGUGUCUACUCACCGGCCUCCUGGGCUGCAGCCCAGUAAUGAUGCGUAAGAUCUGCAUAGAAGAUUCUUCGGUGACAGUGUUACAGCACUCAUGGAAAACAGGUUGGCAGAUUAAACGCUUGAAUGAUACUGCACAUCUAAGACUUCUCUAG
Messenger RNA from Dovyalis caffra, 1248 nucleotides. Lineage: Eukaryota; Viridiplantae; Streptophyta; Magnoliopsida; Malpighiales; Salicaceae. The record is from the annotation of a GenBank genome assembly.